This is a messenger RNA of Rubroshorea leprosula, 1533 nucleotides long. The record is from the annotation of a GenBank genome assembly. NCBI's taxonomy places the organism in Eukaryota, Viridiplantae, Streptophyta, Magnoliopsida, Malvales, Dipterocarpaceae.
GGUUAUUACUAGAUAAGGGCGGAGAAAAGGUAGCGUAGACCCGGUUGCGUCAAAGCCGGUGAAAUGGCUUCCUAUAUCGCCUUCUCCUUGAUUCCUCCGUUUUUCCACGGCAACACCACCACCACCACCACCAGUCGCUCUAUCUUCUCUCCUAGUUGUCCGGGUGGUGGUUCACAUCCAUUACCACAUGCUAGAAGAAGAAGACUUCUGCACCGGAGGAGUUCUUUCAAGACACGCAUCAGCGCCAAAGUUGCAGAGAAAAGCGCAUUGCAGUAUCGGAAGCUUGGUGACUCAGACCUCGAAGUCAGCGAAAUCACUCUUGGAACUAUGACUUUUGGAGAACAAAAUACUGAGAAAGAAGCUCAUCAGAUGCUUAGUUAUGCAUUUGAACAUGGGAUCAAUACACUUGACACUUCUGAGGCAUAUCCAAUUCCCAUGAAAAAAGAGACACAAGGAAACACAGAUCGGUAUAUUGCCAGCUGGCUGAAGUCUCAACCUCGGGAAAAGGUUAUUUUGGCAACAAAAGUAAGUGGUUAUUCAGAACGGUCAACUUAUUUGCGUGACAAUGGCAAGGUUUUGCGAGUUGAUGCUGCUAACAUUAGAGAAAGUGUAGAGAAAAGCCUUAAGCGCCUCAACACUGACUACAUUGAUUUAUUGCAAAUUCAUUGGCCAGAUCGCUAUGUGCCGUUGUUUGGUGAAUAUCUCUAUGAUCCUUUAAAAUGGAGGUCAAGCGUGCCUUUUGUAGAGCAACUGAAGGCUUUUCAAGAACUUAUUGAUGAAGGGAAGGUGCGCUACAUUGGUGUUUCCAAUGAGACUUCAUAUGGAGUGAUGGAAUUUGUCCAUGCAGCUAAAGUUGAGGGACUGCCAAAGAUUGUUAGUAUCCAAAACAGCUAUAGCCUGCUAGUUAGAUGUCGUUUUGAAGUUGAUCUUGUUGAGGUUUGCCACCCAAACAAUUGCAAUGUUGGCUUGCUUGCUUAUUCUCCAUUGGGUGGUGGAUCACUGACUGGAAAAUAUAUAGAUAUUAAUUCUGAAGCUGCAAGAAGAGGAAGGAUGAACCUCUUUCCUGGAUACAUGGAAAGAUAUAACAGAUCAAUUGCCAAGGAAGCAACCAUACAAUAUCUUGAGCUGGCAAAGAAGCAUGGAUUAACUCCUGUUCAGCUUGCACUUGGAUUUGCUAGAGAUCGUCCAUUCAUGAUAAGUUCUAUCAUAGGUGCAACCUCGGUCGACCAACUUAAAGAAGACAUUGAUGCUUUUGUGACAACAGAGCGGCCUCUUCCUCCGGAAGUGAUGAGUGGUAUUGAGACAGUUUUUAAGAGAUACAAAGAUCCUGCCAUUCUUUGAGUUACCUUGAAAACAUAUCAUUCAUUCGUUUCUUUUUUUCUUUUUGCCUUUUAUCUAAUUUCUUGCCAAUGUAAUACUUUACAUAUAUAGAUUUUUUUGUAUGAAAUAAGACUAAAACCAAUAUACUCUGAGUAGGGAUUUACAUACAUACAACUCUUAUACAUUACACUUAUAUAAAAUUUUUAAUAAUUA